Scophthalmus maximus (turbot) is the source of this 3644-nucleotide messenger RNA. RefSeq names its product forkhead box M1 (gene foxm1). The transcript is spliced from 9 exons. The coding region runs from base 262 to 2277 and encodes 671 amino acids. Gene Ontology annotation, biological process: G2/M transition of mitotic cell cycle; regulation of DNA-templated transcription. Gene Ontology annotation, molecular function: DNA-binding transcription factor activity; sequence-specific DNA binding. The record is from RefSeq and is a predicted model, not a curated record. NCBI's taxonomy places the organism in Eukaryota, Metazoa, Chordata, Actinopteri, Pleuronectiformes, Scophthalmidae.
AGUGAACGUCACACCAGACGCGUCACUUGACGCACGGGAGCAUCGCCGACUGACAUUUGAGGACACGGACGAGGAGUUCAGUCCGUCUCCCUCUUCUGUAAAGUACAUUGCGGAUUUGUAGUUGAUUUGUGCAGAUUUCUCCGUGUCAAAACCUAAAUCAGCUAGAAACCGAUCGAAUGCAGCCUCGUAGGAAACAGCUGUGACUCCGUCACUUCCAGAAUUCCUGUAAAGACCAAGUGGUUUCCCCAUGAUUCGUUGACCAUGAGACGGAGCCCAAGGAGACCGCUGAUCCUCAAGCGGAGGAAGUUGCCCUUUCAGCAAAAUGACGCGCCGGCGGCCGGGUCGCAGAGCCAGCCCGCUGCGCCCGUCUCCGAGGACCCUCCUGCGCCGGCUGCUGCGGGUCAGAGCUUCCCCGACGGCAUCCGCAUCAUGAACCACCCGUCCAUGUCCGACACUCAGGUGGUCGUCAUUCCCAAGACGGCGGACCUCCAGAGCGUCAUCGGGGCCCUCACCGCCAAGGGGAAGGAGUGUGGCACCCAGGGGCCGAACAAGUUCAUCCUCCUGAGCGAGAGCGGCGGCUGCAACGGUGGGUCCUUCGCUCGGACAGCCGGCGAGGGGCACAACGUCUCCUCCAGCAGCGCAGAAGGGCAACCAGGGGACGAAGACACCACGCCCGACUCCCCUGAUGCUAAACCGCUCAGUGGAAUUAAACCACUGAAAAGGGAGGCGGAAGGUGGCCCGUUGGACGACAGCCUCACCAACAUCCAGUGGCUGGGCAGAAUGAACACGUGCGCCCUGGAACCAGAUCCUGCCAAGCAGAUGGGCAACGACAAAGAAAACCAAACCCCAGAUUCACAGGCUUCGCAGGCGCACGAUGAGGAAAUGGUCGCAGAAGACGCUCAGCAGCCCACGAUGUCUGAGAGGCCGCCGUACUCCUACAUGGCCAUGAUCCAGUUCGCCAUCAACAGUCGGAAGAACAGGAUGAUGACGCUGAAGGAGAUUUACACGUGGAUAGAGGAGCACUUCCCGUACUUCAGGGAGGUGGCCAAACCCGGAUGGAAGAAUUCCAUCCGCCAUAACCUCUCUCUGCACGACAUGUUCAUUCGUGAGACGUCAACCGACGGGAAAGUGUCUUUCUGGACGAUCCGGCCUGAGGCGAAUCGAUGCCUCACUCUCGAUCAAGUGUACAGGCCUGGUUGCGACCCCAUGACGGCUCCCGUCCCGGUGCCAAUGCUUUUAUUUUCCCAACAACAGCAGAAGAAGGUGCUUCCUGAUGCAAGGAAAACAUCAACUGGCUCUGAGAGAAGGAUGAAGCCGCUCCUCCCCCGGACCGAUUCCUACCUGGUCCCUAUCCAGCUCCCAGUCGCCUCCUCCGUCUACCUGCCGCCGGCUUCGGCCCCAUUUGCCCCAUCCUGCGCCGCGCAGCAGCAGAAACGCAGCAUUUCACGGGGAACCAAGAGGGUGCGGAUCGCUCCCAAGGUGACGAAAAGCGACCCCCCGGUUGUGAUCUUGUAUUCCGAUGGGAAUGAUGACCCUAAGGCGGAGAUAAAGGAGGAGCCGAUACGUGUUCCGAUCAAAUGCGAGACUCCCAAGGCUCUUCCGAGGAGACAAGCCAGCAGCUCUCGGCGCAAACAGCGGCUGGUUCACUCGGUGCACGAGGAGCCAGUCCUCCUCUGUCCCAACAACACUUUCUUUGACUCCGGCGUCGCCUCGGACACCUCCACUUUCCAUGACGCACCGGAUGAGCAACACAGCCCCGAGCGGGAGUUCUCCUUCAAGACCCCCAUAAAAGGCAGCAGCCAACUGACCUCCUCCACGCCCAGCAAGCACCCCUCCAACGUCCUUCCCGAGCCCUGGAAGGUGACGCCCUCGGGGAAAGGCAGCGAAAGCGUUCUGGAUUUCAGCCCCAUCCGCACGCCGGGCGGCCCCGCCGUCACCCCGCGCCACGACUACACCACGUUCAGCUUCAGCAGCACCCCCUUCAAAGACUGGGCUCUGUUCAACUCCCCCAGAGAAAAGCUUGCGUCCGCCGCCUCCAGAGCGACGGGACCGACAGACUCUCCCCUCAAAUGGCACCAGAGCAGCAGCAGCAGCUUCUCCGGGGAGCUGCUGCUGGCGGGAGGCGCCAACCGCUCGAUCACGGAGGGCCUCGUCCUCGACACCAUGAACGACAGCCUGAGUAAGAUCCUCGUGGACAUUAGCUUCCCUGGCCUGGACGACGACGACCUCGGCAUGGCGAACAUCAGCUGGUCCGAGUUCCUCCCGCAGUUAAAGUAACAUUUUGUUACGCAUUUACAGUGUCAUAUGUUUUUUUCAAAACACUACGGGCGGGAAAAUCCCACACAGAAAUCGCAAAGCAGAUGCAAACACAGGAAGAAAUUACCAAUCUUUAAAAACUUAAAGAUAAAACAUUACACCAAGAAUAGAUCACUUCACCAGGAAUAUCACCACGAAUAUGAAACAUAUUCCUUAAACUCUUUCUGCCAAUUAGAAGUUGAGCUAAUUGGCUCAGAGAUACAAUUUUAAAUUAACUUAUUUGUAUAUUGAAAGGUAGAACAAAUGAUGUUCUAUAAUUUACUGUAUUUUUCUAUCUAUCUGGUGGAAAAUGAAAACAUUUUUCAUACAGCAUAAAUACACCAAAGCAAAACAUAAGCGACACUACAUCCUGUCAUCUUUACUUUAUUUUGUAAAUAUUUUUCAAAUAUGAACCAAAAUGUGUCUCCUUGUUUUGUUUUUUUUGCAUCUGCUUUGCUUUCUUCAAAUGUUUCUGGCUGCAUUUGGAAAUUAAUUCUUUUGGAACGAUUGACAGGGACAUUUUGAAUAACCAGAUCCAAUUAGCUGCUCAGCUGUCGUUCUUCACGUCGGACGUUUCUCCGGCUCGGCGCCUCUUUGUUUCUGCCACUCGGUCUUUGAUUUCUCUUCUCAUCUGUCCCUAUUCCGUCUGCGCUUUUGAAGGAAUCUCAAGAUAAAAUACGUCUAAGUAUUUAAGUCGAUUUGCACAUUUUUAAUAUAUAAAUUUAUCCGUUUACAUAUGUAAAUGGUAAGACAUUAUUAUUAUUAUUAUUAUUAUCUGAUCGGUCAGUGAGGUGAUGCUUCUGUGCCCGCUUCCUGGAAUCAGCCUUUUUUUAGAGUGUAAUGUUUUUUAGAUUGAUAGCAAUAAGGAGAGAGAGAAAAACUUAAAAAAGUAAUACAAACAGCAAUAGGAUUGUCUCACAUCAUCAUCAUUCGACUUUAAAAAUUCGCUCACAGUAAUGUAACUUUGCAGCAACAGAUUUCACAUCUAUGGGAAACAAAGCGCUUCACAUUUUCUAUCUGUACCGCAACAGAUUUAUUUUAAUAAACACACGUACUGCCUUUUUUUGUCAUGUAGCACAAAGAGGAAAAUAGUGGGAAAAUGCAGAACAGUUUUUUGCGUCACCGACUUUGGGAGGGUAGAAUGGGAUAUGUUCCCUUUAUAGAGAGGAGAGGAAAAAAAGAUGUUAGCCUGUGUGUGUUUUUAUAUGGGAGAGUUUUAAUACGUCGCAGUAACUUGAUCUGUUUACAGUUGCAGGACUCGUCUCUGUAGCAGACAGCUUCCACAGCAUGUGCCUUGUGUUUGUAUGACUGUUUAAAAAAAUAAAACCUGGUGUCGGUGCCUCAUUCUG